Psylliodes chrysocephalus is the source of this 988-nucleotide messenger RNA. NCBI's taxonomy places the organism in Eukaryota, Metazoa, Arthropoda, Insecta, Coleoptera, Chrysomelidae. The record is from the annotation of a GenBank genome assembly.
AUACAAAUCUUGUGAUUGUGAUAUGUCUAGCAAAAAAUUAAUAAAAUACUUUUCUAUCGGUUCUUUAGCAACAUGUGGAUUUCUAGCAGGAAUAUAUACAGAACGAAAAAGGCACUUAUGCAACAACGACCAUUUAAAUAUAAAAAAUAUGCCGGGGCUUCCAAUGUUCGGUACCGUUUCUGCAGCAUCACCUUAUACCCCUGUUCCUGUACCUACUGAUCCAUCUAUAACUGCUCCAGAAAUAAAAACUCACACGAGUAGAGUAUCACAAAUAAUGAAAUACGGUUUUCCCAGUCUUGAUCAGGUCAGAUCUUUCAAUGAUUAUGUAUUGAGCUAUGAUCGUAGGAAUAGAGUUGCACACUGGGUCUUUGAACAUUUGACUAAAGAAUCAGUUAAACACAACAGCUCGGUUGAUAGAUCUAAGUGCGAAUUUAAACCUGACGACAGUAUACAUAAAUAUUUCAGAUCUGAAAAUUCGGAUUAUAAAAAGUCUGGUUAUGAUAGAGGACAUUUAGCAGCAGCCGGUAAUCACAAGUACAGCCAACAACAUGUUGAAGAAACUUUUUACCUAUCUAAUAUGGCCCCGCAGGUAGGUAAAGGGUUCAAUCGAGACGCUUGGAAUAAAUUAGAAAAACAUGUUAGGAAAAUGACGAAAGAUUAUGAAAAUGUUUAUUGUUGCACAGGACCCUUGUACUUACCAAGUAAAGAAAAUGAUGGAAAAUUUUACGUGAAAUAUGAAGUUAUAGGUGCAAAUCAUGUCGCCGUGCCGACUCAUUUUUUUAAAAUAGUGGUGGGAGAAUCUUCUAAUGGCAAAUUGGAAAUGGAAGCUUAUGUAAUGCCCAAUAAAGUAAUUGAUGAGAAUGUACCAUUAACUAGUUUCCAGGUACCACCCGAUAGUAUAGAAAGGGCAGCUGGAUUACUAUUUUUCGAUAACCUUUCUAGGAACAAACUUAGCAAAGUUAAUGGUAAAAAGAAUUGAAAUCUCCAA